Messenger RNA from Cutaneotrichosporon oleaginosum, 854 nucleotides. RefSeq lists its product as uncharacterized. Lineage: Eukaryota; Fungi; Basidiomycota; Tremellomycetes; Trichosporonales; Trichosporonaceae. The record is from RefSeq and is a predicted model, not a curated record.
CAUUGCACUCCAUCCGCAUCCACCAUGCCCCGCCUUACGAAAGCGCAGAAGGAGGCGCGCAGCGCGUCCGGCAAGCCCGUCAAGAAGGCCGGCAAGCCCGGCACGGCCAAGUCUUCCGGCGGCGGGUUCAAGGUCGGCCCGGCGCAUGCGCCGCGCAACGCCUACCUCGGCAAAGCCCAGAAGAAGAAGGCCGAGCUCAUCGCCGCUGCCAAGGUCAAGCAGCAGUAUGCGAAGGUGCUUGCGCGGGAGGGGAUGCAGUCCGUCCGCGUCGGCGGGAAGGGCGGCGUGAGCGCGCGCGGCGCGCUGCCGGACGCGGGGGGGAAGGGGAAGGGGAAGGGGAAGGAGAGAGAGGAGGGGGAGCGGGCACGGCUCGAACGGCGAAUGGCGGCUGCGAUGGCGGACGCGGACGAGGACGAUGGAGAGGGACACGGGGGGAGUGACGACUCGGACGCCGACUCGGACGACGACUCGGACUCGGACGCGGAGGACGAGGCGGCGCGCGCGGCGGCGCGCAUGCGGCAGGCGGCACGCGAGGCGGACGAGGCGCGCGCGGAGCGGCGGGAACGCAAGGCGUUCGAGCGCGGCAAGACGGGCACCGAGAAGGCGUUCCGGCCGGGGCGGCGGCCACUGUCUAAGCAAGCGCCAGAGGCGCGGACGGUACGCGCGCUCUCGCCGCCGAAGGUCGAACCGCGCGAGGGCCGGCUGCGCGACCUCAAGCGCGAGGCGUUUGGAAAGCGGCACGCGGGUCGCGCCGGCGGCCAGCCGCGCAUGGGUGCGCGCAUGGAUGUGCUGCUCGAGAAGAUCCGGCGCUCGAAGUCGUAGACUCGCUAUGCAUAAUGGGUCUGAGGCUCUAC